AACACCAGAACCUUCCACAUCAAUCGAGACAACUAACGGUACCCCAAGUAGUACAAUUGCUGAAACAACAAUACCUCAAACUUCCACACCAAAAGAAACAAGUAUGGCUACCCAAAGUAGAACAAAAGCUGUAACAACAGCAACACCACAAACUUCCACAACAAUUGAAACAACUACCGCUACCCAAACUACAACUGCUACUGAAACAACCACAAAACCUCAAACUUCCACAACAAUAGAAACAACUAUGGGUACAGCAAGUAGUACAAUAGCUGAAACAUCAAAAUCAGAAACAUCAACAACAGUUGAAACAACUUCGGGUACCCCAAGUAGUACAAUUGCUGAAACAACAAUACCUCAAACUUCCACACCAAAAGAAACAAGUAUGGCUACCCAAAGUAGAACAAAAGCUGUAACAACAGCAACACCACAAACUUCCACAACAAUUGAAACAACUACCGCUACCCAAACUAAAACUGCUACUGAAACAACCACAAAACCUCAAACUUCCACAACAAUAGAAGCAACUAUGGGUACAGCAAGUAGUACAAUAGCUGAAACAUCAAAAUCAGAAACAUCAACAACAGUUGAAACAACUUCGGGUACCCCAAGUAGUACAAUAGCUGAAACAACAAUUAAACCACAAACUUCCAUAACAAUUGAAAAAACUACGGAUACCCAUAGUACAACUGCUGCUGAAACAACCACAAAACCUCAAUUUUCCACAGCAAUAGAAACAACUACUGCUACCCCAAGUAGUACAAUAGCUGCAACAACAACAAAACCGCAGACUUCCAUAGCAAUUCAAACAACUACCGGAACCCCAAGCAGUACAAUAGCUGAAACAACAACACCGGAAACAUCAACAACAAUAGAAAUUACUACAGUUAAUCAAAGUAGUACAAAAGCUGAUGCAACAACAACAACACCUCAAACUUCCACAACAAUAGGAACAACUGCGGGUACCUCAAGUAGUACAAACUCUGAAACAACAAUAACAACACAAACUUCCACAGCAAUUGAAACAACUAAUGCUGCACAACCUACAACUGCUGCUGAAACAACCAAGACACGCCAAAUUUCCACAACAAAAGAAACAAGUACAGAUGCCCAAACUACAACUUCUUUUCAAACAACAAAUCAUGAAACUUCCGCAACCACAGAAAAAACUUUGUCAAUCCAAACUACAACAACAGGCACAACGACAGCAACACCACAAACUUCCACAGCAAUUGAAACAACUACCGGUACCCAAAGUAGUACAAUUGCUGAAACAAUAACAGCAGAAACAUCAACAACGAUAGAAAUAACUUCCUCUACCCAAAGUAGUACAAAAGCUGGAACAACAACACCAGAAACUUCCAUAACAAUUGAAACAACUACCACUACCCAAACUACAAAUGCUGCUGAAACAAUAACAACACCUCAAAUUUCCACAAUAAUAGAAACAACUAUGGGUUCCCAAAGUAGUACAAUAACUGAUGCAGCAACAACAACACCACAAACUUCCACGACAAUUGAAACAACUACAGCUACCCAAACUACAACUUCUGCUGAAACAACAAAACCUGAAACUUCCACAAGCACAGAAAAAACAAUACCUAUCAAAAGCACCACAACAGCUGUAACAACAACAAAACCACAAACUUCCCAAACGAUUGAAACACCUACUGGUACGCAAAGUAGUGCAAUAGCUGAAACAACAAUAGCACCACAAACAUCCACAAGAAUUGAAACAACUACUGGUACCCAAAGUAAAACUGCUGCUGAAACAAGCACAACAACUCAACUAUUCACAACAAUAGAAUCAACUAUGGGUACCCUAAGAAGUACAAUAGGUGAGACAACAACACCCGAAACAUCAGCAACAAUAGAAACAGCUACAGCAACCCAAACUACAACUGCUGAUGAACCAACAACACUACAUCAAAUGUCUACAACAAUAGAAACAACUACGAAACAUCCAAAACUGCCCAAACUUCAACUUCUGCAGAAACAACAAAACCGAAACUUCCACAAGCAGAGAAGCAACUAUUGCAAUCCAAAGUACAACAACUGCCAAACGAAAGCAACACCAGAACCUUCCACAUCAAUCGAGACAACUAACGGUACCCCAAGUAGUACAAUUGCUGAAACAACAAUACCUCAAACUUCCACACCAAAAGAAACAAGUAUGGCUACCCAAAGUAGAACAAAAGCUGUAACAACAGCAACACCACAAACUUCCACAACAAUUGAAACAACUACCGCUACCCAAACUACAACUGCUACUGAAACAACCACAAAACCUCAAACUUCCACAACAAUAGAAACAACUAUGGGUACAGCAAGUAGUACAAUAGCUGAAACAUCAAAAUCAGAAACAUCAACAACAGUUGAAACAACUUCGGUACCCCAAGUAGUACAAUUGCUGAAACAACAAUACCUCAAACUUCCACACCAAAAGAAACAAGUAUGGCUACCCAAAGUAGAACAAAAGCUAAACAACUACGGUACCCCAAGUUCAGCAAUAGCUGAAACAACAACAUCUGAAACAUCAACAACAAUUGAAGUAACUACCACUACCAAAAGCAGUACCAAAGCUGAAUCAACAACAACACCUCAAACUGCCACAAUGAUAGAAACAAAUACUGGUACCCAAAGUAGUGCAAUAGCUGAAACAACACCAGAAACUUCCACAAUAAUUGAAACAACUACAGCAACCCAUACUACAACUGCUGCUGAAACAAUGACAAUAUCUCAAAUUUCCACAACAAUAGAAACAUCCAAAACUGCCCAAACUUCAACUUCUGCAGAAACAACAAAACCGAAACUUCCACAAGCAGAGAAGCAACUAUUGCAAUCCAAAGUACAACAACUGCCGAAACGAAAGCAACACCAGAACCUUCCACAUCAAUCGAGACAACUAACGGUACCCCAAGUAGUACAAUUGCUGAAACAACAAUACCUCAAACUUCCACACCAAAAGAAACAAGUAUGGCUACCCAAAGUAGAACAAAAGCUGAAACAUCAACAACAGUUGAAACAACUUACCCCAAGUAGUACAAUUGCUGAAACAACAAUACCUCAAACUUCCACACCAAAAGAAACAAGUAUGGCUACCCAAAGUAGAACAAAAGCUGUAACAACAGCAACACCACAAACUUCCACAACAAUUGAAACAACUACCGCUACCCAAACUAAAACUGCUACUGAAACAACCACAAAACCUCAAACUUCCACAACAAUAGAAGCAACUAUGGGUACAGCAAGUAGUACAAUAGCUGAAACAUCAAAAUCAGAAACAUCAACAACAGUUGAAACAACUUCGGGUACCCCAAGUAGUACAAUAGCUGAAACAACAAUUAAACCACAAACUUCCAUAACAAUUGAAAAAACUACGGAUACCCAUAGUACAACUGCUGCUGAAACAACCACAAAACCUCAAUUUUCCACAGCAAUAGAAACAACUACUGCUACCCCAAGUAGUACAAUAGCUGCAACAACAACAAAACCGCAGACUUCCAUAGCAAUUCAAACAACUACCGGAACCCCAAGCAGUACAAUAGCUGAAACAACAACACCGGAAACAUCAACAACAAUAGAAAUUACUACAGUUAAUCAAAGUAGUACAAAAGCUGAUGCAACAACAACAACACCUCAAACUUCCACAACAAUAGGAACAACUGCGGGUACCUCAAGUAGUACAAACUCUGAAACAACAAUAACAACACAAACUUCCACAGCAAUUGAAACAACUAAUGCUGCACAACCUACAACUGCUGCUGAAACAACCAAGACACGUCAAAUUUCCACAACAAAAGAAACAAGUACAGAUGCCCAAACUACAACUUCUUUUCAAACAACAAAUCAUGAAACUUCCGCAACCACAGAAAAAACUUUGUCAAUCCAAACUACAACAACAGGCACAACGACAGCAACACCACAAACUUCCACAGCAAUUGAAACAACUACCGGUACCCAAAGUAGUACAAUUGCUGAAACAAUAACAGCAGAAACAUCAACAACGAUAGAAAUAACUUCCUCUACCCAAAGUAGUACAAAAGCUGGAACAACAACACCAGAAACUUCCAUAACAAUUGAAACAACUACCACUACCCAAACUACAAAUGCUGCUGAAACAAUAACAACACCUCAAAUUUCCACAAUAAUAGAAACAACUAUGGGUUCCCAAAGUAGUACAAUAACUGAUGCAGCAACAACAACACCACAAACUUCCACGACAAUUGAAAGAACUACAGCUACCCAAACUACAACUUCUGCUGAAACAACAAAACCUGAAACUUCCACAAGCACAGAAAAAACAAUACCUAUCAAAAGCACCACAACAGCUGUAACAACAACAAAACCACAAACUUCCCAAACGAUUGAAACACCUACUGGUACGCAAAGUAGUACAAUAGCUGAAACAACAAUAGCACCACAAACAUCCACAAGAAUUGAAACAACUACUGGUACCCAAAGUAAAACUGCUGCUGAAACAAGCACAACAACUCAACUAUUCACAACAAUAGAAUCAACUAUGGGUACCCUAAGAAGUACAAUAGGUGAGACAACAACACCCGAAACAUCAGCAACAAUAGAAACAGCUACAGCAACCCAAACUACAACUGCUGAUGAACCAACAACACUACAUCAAAUGUCUACAACAAUAGAAACAACUACGAACAACUUCGGUACCCCAAGUAGUACAAUUGCUGAAACAACAAUACCUCAAACUUCCACACCAAAAGAAACAAGUAUGGCUACCCAAAGUAGAACAAAAGCUGUAACAACAGCAACACCACAAACUUCCACAACAAUUGAAACAACUACCGCUACCCAAACUAAAACUGCUACUGAAACAACCACAAAACCUCAAACUUCCACAACAAUAGAAGCAACUAUGGGUACAGCAAGUAGUACAAUAGCUGAAACAUCAAAAUCAGAAACAUCAACAACAGUUGAAACAACUUCGGGUACCCCAAGUAGUACAAUAGCUGAAACAACAAUUAAACCACAAACUUCCAUAACAAUUGAAAAAACUACGGAUACCCAUAGUACAACUGCUGCUGAAACAACCACAAAACCUCAAUUUUCCACAGCAAUAGAAACAACUACUGCUACCCCAAGUAGUACAAUAGCUGCAACAACAACAAAACCGCAGACUUCCAUAGCAAUUCAAACAACUACCGGAACCCCAAGCAGUACAAUAGCUGAAACAACAACACCGGAAACAUCAACAACAAUAGAAAUUACUACAGUUAAUCAAAGUAGUACAAAAGCUGAUGCAACAACAACAACACCUCAAACUUCCACAACAAUAGGAACAACUGCGGGUACCUCAAGUAGUACAAACUCUGAAACAACAAUAACAACACAAACUUCCACAGCAAUUGAAACAACUAAUGCUGCACAACCUACAACUGCUGCUGAAACAACCAAGACACGUCAAAUUUCCACAACAAAAGAAACAAGUACAGAUGCCCAAACUACAACUUCUUUUCAAACAACAAAUCAUGAAACUUCCGCAACCACAGAAACUUUGUCAAUCCAAACUACAACAACAGGCACAACGACAGCAACACCACAAACUUCCACAGCAAUUGAAACAACUACCGGUACCCAAAGUAGUACAAUUGCUGAAACAAUAACAGCAGAAACAUCAACAACGAUAGAAAUAACUUCCUCUACCCAAAGUAGUACAAAAGCUGGAACAACAACACCAGAAACUUCCAUAACAAUUGAAACAACUACCACUACCCAAACUACAAAUGCUGCUGAAACAAUAACAACACCUCAAAUUUCCACAAUAAUAGAAACAACUAUGGGUUCCCAAAGUAGUACAAUAACUGAUGCAGCAACAACAACACCACAAACUUCCACGACAAUUGAAACAACUACAGCUACCCAAACUACAACUUCUGCUGAAACAACAAAACCUGAAACUUCCACAAGCACAGAAAAAACAAUACCUAUCAAAAGCACCACAACAGCUGUAACAACAACAAAACCACAAACUUCCCAAACGAUUGAAACACCUACUGGUACGCAAAGUAGUACAAUAGCUGAAACAACAAUAGCACCACAAACAUCCACAAGAAUUGAAACAACUACUGGUACCCAAAGUAAAACUGCUGCUGAAACAAGCACAACAACUCAACUAUUCACAACAAUAGAAUCAACUAUGGGUACCCUAAGAAGUACAAUAGGUGAGACAACAACACCCGAAACAUCAGCAACAAUAGAAACAGCUACAGCAACCCAAACUACAACUGCUGAUGAACCAACAACACUACAUCAAAUGUCUACAACAAUAGAAACAACUACGGUACCCCAAGUUCAGCAAUAG
This is a messenger RNA of Polypterus senegalus (gray bichir), 6331 nucleotides long. RefSeq names its product mucin-2-like. Lineage: Eukaryota; Metazoa; Chordata; Cladistia; Polypteriformes; Polypteridae. The record is from RefSeq and is a predicted model, not a curated record.